AUGUCGAGACGCAAGCAGGCGAAACCCCAGCACAUCAACUCUUCCGAGGAGCCUCUGCAGCUUCCAGAUGCGGCAGCCUGCUCCUCGGUCGCCGCCUCCUCCUUAGCUACGACCCCCGCUGCCGCCGCAGCAGAGCACGCCAUCUUUGAUUUCCGACUUCCUAAAAUAACCCGCGGUGGUCCACCAAACUGCCCUGGAGAUGGAGAGGGAAUAAGAGGAAGAGUUAAACGAUGUCGAACUGAGGAAACGAGUAUCUGUGAGAAAUGCUGUGCAGAGUUUUUCAGCCUUUCUGAAUUCUUGGAACACAAGAAAAAUUGCACUAAAAAUCCCCCUGUCCUAAUCAUGAAUGACAGCGAGGGGACAGCACCCCCUGAAGUCUUUACAGAAGUUACCCCAGCCCCAUCAGAGAAUUUUCCAGUUGACCGUUUGGAAAGUCAGGGCAGUAAAGACAGUCGUGCAAAGAGCUGCGCUGCUUCUGUAGACAAGAAGGAGAAGUCUGGUGUGGAGGCAGGAGCCUAUCUCAAAACAGAGCCUGCAGCCCCUGCUACGCCCCAUGGGAUAAGCUAUUUACCAAAAGGCAAAGUUCCCAACACUAAUGUGACUUUACAAACACUACGGGGGACCAAGGUAGCUGUGAAUCAGAGGAGUGCCGACGCUGUGUCUUUACCAGUCCAAGGCUUUGGCGCAUUCCCCAUGAUCCUGGAACAGCUAAUGAGUCUCCAGCAACAACAACUUCAGCAAAUCCAGCUUACUGAGCAGAUUCGUGUGCAGAUGACCAUGAUGGCCACCAGUGGUCAGCACCCAUCGGUGCCUCAUGGUUCCGACCCUUUGAAAACACUGGGCACUCAUAUGUCCCAACAUCUCUCCACUGCUUUGGCCUUAGUUGGACAAAAGGCUGGAAGCCAGAACUUGUCACUGGAAUCCUUGAAACAAGGCAAACUACCUCAUGCCAAUAUAGGCAUCCCAACUGCUGGCUCUGUGGCCUCUGGGCUGCCAUCUUUCUCUUUAAAGCCUGAUGCAAACAGGAUCCUUCCUAAUGCAAUGUCUCGUCUUCCAAAUCCUUUACUACCUCAGUCAUCAGGCUCAGUUCUUUUCCAGAACCCAUUCCCUCCAGUGUCUUCAGUGUCUCCUGUGUUGGACCCAUCCAAGAAAGGGAAGGGAAAAACUCCCAACAUCACUGUUUCUGAGAGCAAACCAAAUCCCGAGGAGCCCUUCUUCAAGCACAAAUGCAAGUUCUGUGGCAAGGUGUUUGGAAAUGACAGUGCCUUGCAAAUUCAUCUCCGUUCCCAUACUGGGGAGAGACCAUACAAAUGCAACAUCUGUGGCAAUCGCUUUACCACUAAGGGGAAUUUAAAGGUUCACUUCCAGCGCCAUAAGGAGAAGUAUCCCCAGAUAAAAAUGAAUCCCCAUCCAGUCCCUGAACACCUGGAUAACCUGACAAAUACCAGUGAGAUCUCAUGUGGAGUACCUGUACCUAUGGAUGAAUCAAAUCUGAUUGUGGACAGCAAACCUCCCCUUACUACUGGGACCCCUCCCCUAGGCUUACCUAGUCUGUCUUCUCUGACCCCCAAAGACUCACUUGGUGCUUUUCCCAAUGAUCUACCAUCCAGGCCUUCUCCAGAGAGUGAAGGGGGUUCCACAUCUUCUGGUAUGGCCAGUCAGGAAUCUGGGACAGAGCAGAGCUUGAGUUCCCCACAGGCUGGUAGUAGCAUUGGUGGUUUCUCAGGUAGUGGGGGCACUGAACAGGGGUCUGAGACUUUGAAGUUACAACAGCUAGUAGAAAACAUUGAUAAGGCUACCAGUGACCCCAAUGAAUGUAUCAUCUGUCAUCGAGUUCUAAGCUGCACAAGCUCUUUGAAAAUGCAUUAUCGCACUCACACUGGGGAGAGACCAUUCAAAUGUAAGAUUUGUGGAAGGGCCUUCUCCACAAAAGGAAAUCUUAAGACUCAUUAUGGAGUUCACCGAGCCAACACCCCUUUAAAAAUGCAACAUUCUUGCCCCAUUUGCCAAAAGAAAUUUACCAAUGCAGUAGUGUUGCAGCAACAUAUCCGAAUGCACAUGGGUGGCCAGAUCCCUAACACCCCUAUGCCUGAGAAUUCCUGUGACCAUGUUGAUAUGGAUCCAGCUGUUAUCAGUGAGAAAAAUGGAGAUGCCAUUACCAAUUGCAUUGAUGAGACCAUUGAAAGCAUUAUUGAUAUGGAAGACUUGGAGUCCCAAGAUGUUCCUAGUGGUUCAUCUAAGCCAUCUACUCCAUUUACUGAUACUCAGUCAGAAACACCAGCUGUGGCAUUUACCAGCAUCUCGGUAUUAGAGGCCCCAGGGAAAACAGGCAAUCCAUCUCUGAGCCUUCAGCGGCAGAGCAGUCUGAAGUCAAGUUCUGCAGAAAGUGAUGGCACGACCAAUGACUCCUCAUCUGUAAUAGGAGAUCAAGAUUAUCAAAAUGGCCGGAGUCCAGAGUCUGCAUCAUUCCAAGCGUUAUCGCCUGCAAAUAGUCAAGCUGAAAGUAUUAGGUCCAAGUCACCUGGCUUAGUCACUCAUGAUGACAUGGGAAAUAAGGCUGAAGGACCUGAAAACCCUCCAGCAGAAAUUGAAGGUCGAAGUAGCAUUCCUGCUUUUGUCAGAGUACCACCAGCUUUGAUCAAAGCUGAAGCUCCUGGAGAGCGGCCGAUAAGCAGUAGCCCGUUUUCUGGACCUCCUGCCGUGGCCCCCUUCCUAGUGGUCCCACCUCGGCGCACUGCCAAACAGCACAUUUGUACCACCUGUGGAAAGAACUUCUCAUCAGCCAGUGCCCUUCAGAUCCAUGAGCGUACUCAUACUGGUGAAAAGCCUUUCGCAUGUACCAUUUGUGGAAGGGCCUUUACGACCAAAGGAAAUUUAAAGGUCCAUGUUGGAACUCAUAUGUGGAAUAACUCUGCCCGACGUGGAAGGAGACUAUCUAUUGAUAACACCAUAGCAUUGCUGGGUAACGACGUCAAGAAGGUGUCUGAGAUGUUUCCAAAGGAUAUAGUCCCUCCUGCAGUGAAUCUUGACCCUGCAGUUUGGAACCAGUAUGCAGCUGUGAUUAACAAUGGCUUAGCAAUGAAGACUAAUGAGAUAUCGGUGAUACAGAGUGGCCCUAUCCCUGCCCUACAAGUUCCUAUCAGUGGUGGUGGAUCUGUAAUGAAUAAUGCCCCGGUUUCCAAGAUAGAUGGGUCACAGUCUGGGAUUAGCCCUGAUGUCAUGGAGAAAGCUAGUGCUACUGACAAUGUCCCCAAACAUCAAUUCCCUCACUUUCUGGAAGAAAACAAGAUUGCAGUCAGCUAAAAAGGAAGCUGGAAUGCAGGCGAAGCAAGUUACACUUUAAAAAAAAAAUUCCAACCCAACUUUCUGGGCUUUGUUUUGGUUUUGUUUUUUCCUAUCUAUGUGCAAAAUGACUGUAGU
Trichosurus vulpecula (common brushtail) is the source of this 3420-nucleotide messenger RNA. RefSeq names its product spalt like transcription factor 4 (gene SALL4). The record is from RefSeq and is a predicted model, not a curated record. Gene Ontology annotation, cellular component: nucleus. Gene Ontology annotation, molecular function: DNA-binding transcription factor activity, RNA polymerase II-specific; RNA polymerase II cis-regulatory region sequence-specific DNA binding. The transcript is spliced from 5 exons. Gene Ontology annotation, biological process: regulation of transcription by RNA polymerase II. Bases 1 to 3303 code for a protein of 1100 amino acids. Lineage: Eukaryota; Metazoa; Chordata; Mammalia; Diprotodontia; Phalangeridae.